AUGGAAGGAGCAAGAGGCUCUAAAAGUGCGAGUGCGGAGCGGCAGUACCAGUCGGAAGCACUCGAGGAGCCUUCAGAAAGACGUACGGGAACUCGUACACCUUCGGUGGACGAAGAGUCCAUUAGUUCGAGGAGGACGAAUCUUCCCAGCCUGGAGGCCAGAGAGCUCAAGCUGGCGCGGAAGGAGCUUGAGUUGGAGCGUCGGGAGCUUGAGCUAGAGCGGCGAGAACUCGCGCGCGAACGAGAACGCAGCAACCCCAGUUUGCAAGGUGUACCGGAUGGUAAGGCGGACAGGAUGGAGGGUUGGCUGCAAGACACGGAGCGGCUGGGAGUGACGACGCCAAAACGGACUGCAGCAGCAAUGGCGACUGAGGACCGGCGGGUUCAUCACCCUUCGACCUUAGUUUCGAGCCCGGACGGGUACGGGACGCGAGUGUUGCAGCCGAGUAGUAGCACGAUGGCGGACAACCUACGACGUUGGCGGCCAUUCGACGCUACAAUGGCCGCGUCACCGCCAGGCUACGAUCAUACGGUGGCCAUCGACCAAGCCGCAGCGCUGGACCAGGAGUAUGCUGAUUGGCGUCGCGCGGUGGACGAAUCCCUCGCGACGCACCGUGAGGCCCAGCGUAGACAGCAGGAGAAAUAUGGAGAAGCGGCAACGGGUGAGCGUGGUGUUUCGUUUCAGAUGGCCAAGCCGUUGAACGUGACGCUAGGGGACGACAUUUUGACUGUCCGUCAAAAGGCAGCGCGCAAGAUCGUCAGUAGGGAGCUCCCUACCUUCUCCGGGGUGCCAGAGCAAUGGCCGAUGUUUUAUGCCAGCUACCAGCGAUCGUCCGCGGCAUGCGGCUUCGACGAUCAGGAGAACCUGCUACGGUUGCAGCGAGCCUUGCGUGGACCAGCUCUCGAGUCGGUAGAUCACAUACUGCUGAUGCCCUCGGGGCUGCAGAAGGCGUUGGACAUUCUCAGGUCCGAGUACGGAAGGCCGGGACUCAUCGUGGAGAGCCUGAUCCAAAAGGUGAGGAAAAUGCCCGCGCCUAGAGCGGAAAGUCUGGAGACCAUAGCAGCCUUCGGGAAGGGCGUGCAGAAGAUGUGCGCAACGAUCCAAAUAUCGGGACUGCGGCAAUAUGACUGCGAUGUCGCCCUGCUCGACGAGCUGGCGGCGAAAUUACCCCCGGAACGGCUGCUGGAAUGGGCACGGUACAAGGUGCAAUUGCCAGAGGCUACCGUCAGCGAAUUCGGCAAGUGGAUUGGAGAAAUCGCGACGGCUGCCAGGUUAAUGGUGAAGGUAUCGAAAAAGGGGCCAAUACUUGAUCGCCGUGAAUCAACAAACACUCGACAAGCGCAUGUAACCGUACACACAACCGAACCAUCUACCAGUCGUGAGUGUAAAUUAUGUCACGACGCGUGGCACAAACUGGUAGACUGCGAAAUGUUCCGGGAGUUAUCGUUGUCGGAACGACGCGCAUACGUCCGAAACGAGAGUUUAUGCGUACGAUGUUUAGCAGCGCACCGGGGUGUGUGCUUUAUAAAGACGGUGUGUAAUAUCGAAGGGUGCAAAUUACACCAUCACGCACUGUUGCACGAGAGAAGUAGCACUACGGGAAGAUCAGGCAACGCACACAGCACUAAACACGACACCACACAAGACACUAAACGAUGUAACGCACACACAAGCACAGAUGGAAACAUUCUGCUACGCUAUGUACCGGUCAUCCUUUACGGCAAUAAUAAGGAGGUACGGACGUACGCUCUCCUUGAUGAAGGGUCGACAGCGACAUUUAUAGAGCAUAGUUUGAUCGAAGAGCUCGGUGUUGAGGGCAGACCGGAUCCGAUGAGUUUGAGGUGGACGGGCGGCACCACACGUCAGGAGGUUGGCUCAGUUCGUGUGGCACUUAGCAUCUCAGGCGUGCGCGAAGGGUCCAAGGCGUUCCAUCUAAAAAUAGUACACUCUGUUAACGAUUUAUCUCUUCCAGAACAAUCAGUAAGCAUGGAAGAACUAAGUGCAAGGUAUACUCAUCUGAGGGGAUUGCCUGUCGCCUCGUACUACAAGGCAAGACCCCGUAUCCUGAUUGGCGUGGAUAACUGGGGCCUAGGCAGGCCUCUCAAGUACGCCGAAGGUGGGAGUAGAGAGCCGCUCGCUACGAAGACGAAGCUAGGUUGGACCGUUUUCGGGGCACGCGGUGGAUCGUCACGUGGAGAAGCAGUUCGUAGCUGCUAUCAUGUGUGCAUAUGCGAUGGUGUUUCGAGUGACCAUUUAUACAACGCAUUGAAGACACAUUACGCUAUUGAAUCGCUGGGAAUUAGUAGCACAAAGACCGUUAUUCCGAAGGAAAAUGAAAGGGCCAAUGCGAUCCUUGCAUCGGAAACCCGAUUGCUGGAUAACCGUUACCAAACAGCCUUACUGUGGAAAUACGACGACGUACGGCUGCCGUGUAACAGAAACAUGGCUUUGCGAAGAUAUACGGGCCUAAGAAAAAAGAUGGAGAAAGAUCCCGAAUUAGCGAACGCUAUCACCCAAAAGAUGAAGGACUACGAGGCGAAGGGCUACAUCCGCCGAAUGAACGAGAGUGAGGUUGCUAAACGGGAGCCCAGAGACUGGUUCUUGCCAAUUUUCCCAGUCUUCAACGUCAAUAAGCCAGGGAAACUCCGAAUGGUGUUCGACGCUGCCGCACAGGUCCAAGGAGUUAGUCUAAACAGUUUCCUCCUCACAGGGCCGGACCAGUUGGUGGGAUUGGUCGCAGUACUCUACAAAUUUCGUGAGUUCCGUGUAGCAGUAACGGGAGACAUCCGCGAGAUGUUUUUCCAAGUACGUAUGAAACCAGCAGACCAACGUAGCCAAUUAUUCUUCUGGGAUGACGGGAGCAGUCCAAACAGGCCACCGAAUAUCUACGCAGUCUCCGUCAUGACAUUUGGAGCUGCUUGUUCUCCUGGUAGUGCUCACUACGUGAAGAAUAUCAACGCGGAUAGGUUCGCUGAAAGGUUUCCCCGAGCUUCACAGUGCAUAAAGUACGAACACUACGUAGAUGACAUGCUGUCCAGCGUCGAGACGGAGGAGGAAGCAGUAACGUUAGCAGAAGACGUUAAACACGUACAUGCACAAGGUGGAUUCGAGAUCCGGAACUGGUUAUCCAAUUCCAGGGAGGUAGUUAAGCGCUUGCGAAGCGCAGCCAACGACCAAACAAGCAUCGAAAUGUGUGCCGAACAAGGCACGGAAAAGGUAUUGGGAAUGUGGUGGAACACGGAGGAUGACACAUUCACCUUUCGACUCAGCCCGAAGAACGACCAGGAGCUAUUGGCUGGAACCAAGAUGCCCACAAAACGUGAAGUACUUCGAACGCUGAUGGUCAUAUAUGAUCCUCUAGGUCUGAUUGGACACUUUCUGAUGUUUCUGAAAGUCUUACUGCAAGAUCUGUGGCGCUCCCGUCUAGGAUGGGAUGAUACUCUGGAGGGCGACGUCGCGAAGAAAUGGUUGAAAUGGGUAGCAGUACUGCCUGACCUGCAAAAGACUACCGUUAGAAGAUGUUAUCGAGAAUUAUCGUCGCACAGUGUCAACAACAUACAACUGCACAUAUUUUGCGACGCCAGUCAAAGCGGUAUGGCAGCGGUAGCUUACCUGCGAUUCGAAGAAAAUGGCAUAAUAGAGUGCGCACUGGUCGGCUCGAAAACACGUGUAGCGCCGAUUAAAUAUCUGUCCAUUCCAAGGCUCGAGCUGCAAGCCGCAUUAAUAGGGGCUCGCUUCGCCAGGCACAUAGCAGACGAGCAUCGUUUAAGCAUCACCAAAAGGAUAUUUUGGACCGAUUCGAGAAACGUCGUUAGCUGGAUCAGGUCCGACCAUAGGCGAUAUUCCCCAUUUGUUGCAUUUCGGGUAAGCGAAUUGAUCGAAUCCACUAACACGGAAGAAUGGCAUUGGCUAUCAACCAAGCUAAACGUCGCGGAUGACGCGACCAAAUGGCAGGCGAUUCCGGAAAUGGGGCCGUCGGGACGAUGGUUUCGUGGGCCGGAGUUCAUCUGGCAACCAGAAGGAGAGUGGCCGAUAAACAACGCCGAUGUCGGAGAGACGGUCGAGGAAGCUCGGCAAGUAAUCCUGCACCACACAAUAGACGAUCAUCUGGUUGACUUCACACGGUUUUCGCGAUGGAAAACGCUCCUGAGAACAGUCGGAUACGUCAUACGGUACGUAGAAACUCUACGGCGCAAGGUCCGACAGCUUGAAGUACCAAAGGGGCCACUAACGCAGGAGGAACUAUCGACAGCGGAACGAACAAUAUUCAUCGUCGUCCAAAUGAUAGAGUUUGGGAGUGAUGUGAAGCGCAUGAAGAACACCACCGACAGGAAGUAUCCAUGGACGAAACCGCUGAAAAGGGAAAGCAAACUAUAUAAGCUUUGUCCCAUUUUAGAUGAACAUGGUGUGCUUAGAGUACACGGGCGUAUUAACCACUACCUUUUUGAUGAGUCACUUCAGAGACCGGUAAUCCUCCCGAGGCGGCACCAUGUCACAGACCUUAUUAUACAGGACUUCCAUGAAAGGUACUGUCAUCAGAACCAUAGGACGGUGGUAAACCAACUACAGGCGAAGUUCCACAUACCGAAGGUUCGGGUAGAAUUCAACCGCGUGCGACGCCUGUGUCAGUGGUGCAAGAUCCGCGAUGCAGCGCCAAACCCGCCGAUAAUGGGGAGCAUCCCUUUCCAAAGGCUUGCAGUUUCGCAAAGGCCUUUCACCUACACCGGGCUGGACUAUUUUGGACCGAUACAUGUCACCGUUGGACGUCGCCAUGAGAAACGGUGGGGAGCGAUAUUCACCUGCCUGACAACGCGAGCGAUUCAUUUGGAGGUAGUCCACACGCUUACAACAGCCUCCUGUAUUCUGGCGAUCCGCCGAUUCGUCGCGAGACGUGGAUCACCACGUGAGAUCAUCAGUGACCAGGGCACUAAUUUCGUCGGAGCAGCGCGAGAGUUACGAGAAGCCUUGAAGGACGUCGACACGGAUGCGUUAAUGGAGAGGUUUUCGAGUCCGGUGAUGAAGUGGACUUUCAACCCACCAUCCGCGCCUCACUUUGGUGGAUGUUGGGAGCGUCUGGUGCAAUCGGUCAAGAAGGCGCUAAGCAGCCUGGAUUUACCCAAAACUCCGAGUGAUGAGCAGCUGAUAUCAACCCUAACGGAAAUCGAACUAAUUAUUAAUUGCAGACCACUGACGUACAUACCUUUAGAAGACGAGAUGGACUCUCCGAUAACGCCAAACCACCUCCUGUUGGGUAGCUCGGACGGAGCUAAGCCAGAAGCGUUCCUGGAUGAUUCGCCGGCAGCUGUAAAGGCAUCGUGGUGUGCUGCACAACGUAACGCGCAGCUAUUCUGGAAGAAGUGGACCGAAGACUACUUGCCAACGUUAACCCGGCGAACGAAGUGGUUCGAACCUGUAAAACCAAUCGCAGUCGGCGACAUAGUGUUGAUUAUCGACGGAAACCUACCUCGUAGUUGCUAUCCGAAGGGACGCGUAAUCGCAAUAGUUCAGGCAAAAGACGGUCAGGUUAGACGCGCGACGGUACAGACUAACAGCGGUACAAUCGAACGACCCGCUACUAAAAUCGCAGUGUUAGACGUAAAAACGCGGAGGGAUUAA
Messenger RNA from Anopheles funestus (African malaria mosquito), 5616 nucleotides. RefSeq lists its product as uncharacterized. The transcript has a single exon. Lineage: Eukaryota; Metazoa; Arthropoda; Insecta; Diptera; Culicidae. Gene Ontology annotation, biological process: DNA integration. The record is from RefSeq and is a predicted model, not a curated record. Gene Ontology annotation, molecular function: nucleic acid binding. The coding region runs from base 1 to 5616 and encodes 1871 amino acids.